Molecule: messenger RNA, 1184 nt
Organism: Podarcis muralis (Common wall lizard)
Lineage: Eukaryota; Metazoa; Chordata; Lepidosauria; Squamata; Lacertidae
Gene: TCAP
Product: titin-cap
Biological process (GO): cardiac muscle contraction; skeletal muscle contraction; cardiac myofibril assembly
Cellular component (GO): Z disc
Molecular function (GO): protein-macromolecule adaptor activity; structural constituent of muscle; titin Z domain binding
Source: RefSeq, a predicted model, not a curated record
GCAGGGACAAUAGACUAGACCGAAGGGAGACUCCGAGAACGCAUCCUAGUUCGAGCAGAAGCCCAGACGCAACGAUGCACGGAAAGAGCGUGGUCCUUCGCAGCUCAGGGAACCUGGCCGCAGCUGAGCUGAGCUGCCAGGUAUCCGAGAGAGACACAUCCCGGAAGGAAUCUUUCAGUGCGGAAUGGAAGGACCUCUCACUCACCGCUAGGCCUGAGGAAGGCUGGUCUCGGUUUGAAGCAGACAAACAGCACAGAGAAACCUACCGCCAGCAACAGGAAGCCCGGGUCAUAGUGCAGAGGUCUCCAUGGGGCAUCCUUCGCUUGGGUCUGCUGGGCAAACCUCUGACCUCCUACCACCUGCCGUACCAGAGGCCUUUGCCCUUGCCCAUCUUCACACCGGCCAAGCUAAGCGCCAGGGAGCUCACCCCGACCCCCUCAGAGUCUGUGGAGUCCUUGCCGGCGGCCGGCGUGUGUCUCGACAAGAAAUCUGUGGCCGAGAUCACCAAAGAGCUGCCCCUGGUCAUCCAGCCCACCUGCCCCGACUUCAAGAAAGGCUUGCCCCGGUCCUUCUCCCGUUCCAUGUCUCAGGAUGCCCAGAGAGGCUGAGCGUACGGGACCCUUCCCCAGCGCAAGGACUUUCCUUCGGGAACUGGCUUGGAUGCCUCGGGGGUGGUGGCCCCCCACAUCUGUUGCUGCAUGAGGACAAUCCGAAGGGGCCCAGGCACAUAGAAAAGGUUUGGUAGGAUCGAAGCCACCUUGAUGACUCCAAUGGAGAACUCUUGGGGGUGGGGGCAAGGACUAGGACUAGGACUAUCUCUGUGUGUGAAUGUAUAUAUUAGAUGUACAGCAUCCUGCACUUCUGCCACCAGUGCUUUCCUUUCUGCACCGUGCAUUGCGGUGGUGUUUAUUUUAUUUUAUUUUUAAAAAAGGACUACCUCCCCAGGGAGAGUUAGGGAGAGCCCCCGAAUUAAAGGAGAGAGAAAAAGAAAACAACGAGAAUGUCAUGCACAAAGCAGCUCAUGGAGCUCAAGGGCCCUCCUCCCUGUGGUUUCACAUAGCUGGGUGAAACAUAUUUGCAGAUAGAUGGUGAUGGGAGCCCUGCUUCACGAGCUUAGCAGGAGAGAGCGAGGGUUCCUUGCAGAAAGAAGAGGAAGGUUGAAGGGUUAGCGGCAAGUGAGAGAG